AUGUCCGCCUCAAACCUCCUACGGGUGCACAACAUCCCCGAGUCCUCCACUACGGUGGAUGUCAGUGUUAUCGAUACGGACACCACCGUUCACCUGAACCCCGAACUGUUCUGGCGACCAAAAGUCGACGGCUUCACCGGCCUCCACGCCCCAAUCUACUGUUUCCUGGUGUCGAACCGCAGAACUGGGGAGAAUGUUCUCUUUGACCUUGGAACGCGACCUGAUUGGCGUAACUAUGCCCCCAAGACGGUGGACCUGAUAUCCGCCACAACGAUUGUAAAACCGGGAACUGAUGUGCCCACCAUGCUGGAUGAGGCGGCCCACAGCGGCGACACGAAUGUUAGUAGGGCCGACGUUUCCGCCGUGAUAUGGUCCCACAAUCACUUUGACCACAUCGGCGAUGUGACUCGCUUCCCCACAAGCACGGCGCUGGUAGUUGGACCCGGUGUCCGUGACGUGACGUGGCCGGGCUGGCCCACGCGUGCGGACGCUAUCGUUCUGGACGCAGAUAUCGAGGGCCGUGAGGUGAUCGAGAUCGCCUUUGACAAGGGCUUGAAGAUCGGGCGGUCUUUUCCUUGGGGCUCUUUACGCCGCCACAAUGUAUUGGGUCACACCGUUAUUAAUUGA
Molecule: messenger RNA, 627 nt
Organism: Diaporthe batatas
Lineage: Eukaryota; Fungi; Ascomycota; Sordariomycetes; Diaporthales; Diaporthaceae
Exons: 3
Coding region: 1-627 (208 amino acids)
Source: RefSeq, a predicted model, not a curated record